Molecule: messenger RNA, 840 nt
Organism: Drosophila takahashii
Lineage: Eukaryota; Metazoa; Arthropoda; Insecta; Diptera; Drosophilidae
Gene: ND-18
Product: NADH:ubiquinone oxidoreductase subunit 18
Biological process (GO): electron transport chain
Source: RefSeq, a predicted model, not a curated record
AAAACAAGUCACCCCUGCCACCGAACAGCUGUUUUUUGCCCCACUGCCCAAAAGCGCUUGUGUUCCAAAUUUUACGUAAUUCGUAUAUUUUGUAUUUUAAAGCCGAAUAUUGCAAGCAGUCGCCGCAGCCGCCUAGCGAAAAUGUCGGCCCUCCGCCAAGUGAUGUGCAGAGGCAGCGCCUCGCUGCAGCUUUAUCAGGCCAACAAACUGGUGGCCGCCCGCUGGGCUUCGGCCUCCUCAACCUCGCCAGACGGCGGCCCGCUGGACCCUAAGUUGGCCUUGGCCCGCCCCGAGGAGCUGGAGCAGCGCAACAAGCUGAGCGGCAAGAUCUCCGUGCCCACGGCCGUCAAUCUGGGCCCCAUAACCGGUGUGCCCGAGGAGCACCUGAAGGAGAGACGCGUCCGCAUCCACAUACCGCCCAAGAACGCCAUGCAGAGCGGCACGGACAACAUCAAUACCUGGCAGAUCGAGUUCGACAACCGCGAACGCUGGGAGAAUCCCCUCAUGGGCUGGGCAUCCACUGGCGAUCCGCUGUCCAACAUGAACGUGCAGUUCGGCUCCCAGGAGGAGGCCAUCAAUUACUGCGAACGCAAUGGCUGGCGCUGGUAUGUCGAUGGCGGCGAGAAGCCCAAGAAGGAGCGCGUCAAGAACUACGGCAUCAACUUUUCCUGGAACAAGCGCACGCGCGUCUCCACCAAGUAGAAAAUUACCACUUUUUUUUUUGCUGUUCUCCUUGCUUUGUUCACUUAUCUAAAUACUGAAUAACCGAAUUAAAUAGUCGAGUGCAGCAGGCUGGGAAGCAGGCUAAUGACCUCCAGUUGCGGUUUGACUAGGAAUUAA